Eremomyces bilateralis CBS 781.70 is the source of this 1812-nucleotide messenger RNA. RefSeq lists its product as uncharacterized. Bases 160 to 1557 code for a protein of 465 amino acids. The record is from RefSeq and is a predicted model, not a curated record. Gene Ontology annotation, biological process: maintenance of rDNA; regulation of exit from mitosis. The transcript has 2 exons. Lineage: Eukaryota; Fungi; Ascomycota; Dothideomycetes; Eremomycetales; Eremomycetaceae.
CGUAAACAACAUUGGAUGCUCCCAUCAACACGUUCACAACGAUGCGGCCAGAGAAUGUUGACCCUGAUAUCUGAACAUGGACUUCCUCCAUGAACCACAUUUACCAAACUAUGGAACAGGAGCGAACCCUUGAAAUCCCCACGUUCUCCAACCUCCAUCAUGCCGCGACUUGUUCGACGCGCACCGCUUAUGGAGCGGCUCCAGGCUUACCUUAAUCCGUGGGAUUUCCUGCUAUGGUUACUAGAAGAGCUGAACAGUAAUGACUGGGAUGAACACCAGAAGCGAUGGGCGCUACCGAUUGGCGUUGUUCUCAAUCUUGUCUUCAUGGUUGCGAAGGCAAAUUCUUCUAACGGAGGUCGUGACGAUGUCUUUGGAGAAUACGAUUCGGGGGGUGGACUUGGUGCUUGGUUGUGCGAGUUUUUAGUUCUGGUCCUAGUCGUCUUCUCAGCAGCCAACGCCUUCUACACCUUCUACCGCCGUCGACACUAUCGACUGUUCGAGAAUCCUAUCAACGAGAUCCCCGCAACUCCGUCCGCUCAGCGAGUACGCGUGGACUCCAGUCCUGUAUCUUCACCAUUACGAUUCCUAUCGAACAUUAUCGGGCCUACAACAGCUCAGGGCCGAGCCCACCCUGACCCCGAAAAAGAGGUGUGGCAAGUAGCGGUAUGGGACCCAACGCCGAUUUGCCUGCGUCUCUUCUGUCUGUUCAGUCCAGGACAUGUGCUCGUCUAUUAUCUAUUCCUCCCUACUACUCCCUUGGACCCCCGACCGAGCGUCACAGUCUUCACAACCAUGCUGCUUUCCGGGUUGCUAUCAACUCAGCUCACUCUCGUUCGAGUGUUCUUUGCAGAACAAUCCAAAGAUAGUGCAUUUAUCCACAAGGCGGUGAUGAAUGAAUACGAUCUUAAGUUUGUCCGGCCUAACCUCAACCGGCCGGUCAGGGAUGUUGGAAUUCAAACACCGGACCGGAGUGGUGACGAGCCGGAGCGGAAAAAGGGGCAAGCACGUUCAGAAGUGGACACUUAUACACCGACUACCAUCAUCAAUCGGGGAUUCCACAUCCAUCCGAAUCCCGCGUAUGCCCAGCAGUAUGACCCAGAUCAUGUUCUGAAAGGUCGGAGCGAGCGACAGAACGCGCCACGGCCGUUGGCUACACCCGUAUUGAGAACACCAAUGAACGGUUAUAUGCAUCCUACGGGAACUAGCACGCAGACCAGCACAUACUCCACCGGACCCGAUUUCUCAUCACCGAUUCGACCGCCUCCGAAUCCUCGAGCUCAACCCAUUUUGCAAUCAUUCCAGCCGCUGCAUCCUAGUCCGAGGAAAGCUCACGAUGGCGGAGGAGAAGGGGGGAGUCUUGGAGUCUACACCCAUGCGGCCAGCCCACUGCGGAAAGCCGCGUCCGCCAAUUAUCUGAGGAACGCGAACGAGCAUACCGGGAGAGGCGAUGCGCGCACAGGCCGUGAAAGGAGCCCCUUUAAGAGGAUGAGCACCCCUUCCGCUCUUUCACGACUGGGAGGCGGAGAUGAGGGCAGAAGGGAAUCUGGUCGAUUCUGAUAGCACCGGUUGGGCGGAGUUAGGGCAUGGUAUCGGUAGAUGUAGGAGACGUCCAGAUCUGGGGUUCUGAACUGGCCGUACCAUGUAGCAGACGCCAGGUUUGUAUAUUAUGCGAAAAGGGAUUGACGCAUCUGACAGAUAUAUCCCGACGACAGGUUCAAAGUUCCCCAGAAAACAUGAGGAACAGUAAUGCAUUGUCGACCGGAUUUUCAAUUACGUAGCUUAAUGUAGUUCUAGAAUUGAAGAAAUCCACUC